Molecule: messenger RNA, 2231 nt
Organism: Microtus oregoni (creeping vole)
Lineage: Eukaryota; Metazoa; Chordata; Mammalia; Rodentia; Cricetidae
Product: transcription termination factor 4, mitochondrial-like
Exons: 4
Coding region: 530-1531 (333 amino acids)
Biological process (GO): mitochondrial ribosome assembly; regulation of DNA-templated transcription
Cellular component (GO): mitochondrion
Molecular function (GO): double-stranded DNA binding
Source: RefSeq, a predicted model, not a curated record
CAUAGGUCCGGGAGUCACAGCAGCCGCGGGCGGGACGUGCAGGAGGCCCUGCCGCAGGUUAUUUGUGACCACGUCCGGCCGCUUUGUGGCAAUAGCGCUCCCGGGUGGUGUGUGCAUAGACAGCCUGGUCCUGACAUGAGCCACUGGCUUCUAUGGAGUUUCGGCUAAUGUGGCGGCUAUGGGCUUAGGAGACCUGGACCACCAUGGCGGAGAGAAGGGAGGCGGGUCGUGCUAGAGAGGUUUUGGAGACCAGUCUGGCGGCCAUCGGAUGCCUAAUUUGUUAUGUGUUAGUUAGUCCCAGACACCGAGAAUUGACAGACUCCUGCCCAGGAAUAUUUUUCCUUUAAUGAAAGGUAGCAUCGAAACAAUUAUCCUUUGUUGGAAUAAGUUUAGGUAGUGCAUCUGUCUGGUGGCUUGUCUGCGGUUCAGAAUUUUCAGCCAAAUAUUAAUGAAUAGGAGUCCUCCAUAAAGCUCAGAGUAUUGGCUGUGCCGGGCUCCUAUAUCUUCUGUUCCUGACUGGCACCGACUAAUGACCUGCUCCUGGACCUGUUUGUCCAGGCAGACCCCUCAUCUCAGAGACCGUAAAAGGAUGGGUCCUUCUUUGUUUUGCAAACUGACUACAGUACCCAGUGGAGAGAACCUUCAAGAGUCCUCCUGUGUUAGACCGAAAACGUAUGUGCAGGAACCAGAGUAUAGGACACAUAUUGUUCGGUGUCUUCAUGAGGAGCAGAAGACUUUUGUGGAUCCUAAGUCCACGGAGCUUGCAAACGUCAUCAGUUCCCUCCAGGACAUGGGUUUUGAUGAAGCCCACAUUAACAUCUUGCUCAAUAUACAGCCAAGCGUCCAUCCUCAACAGCUGCUGGACAUAAUUUCAGAAUUUCUACUCUUGGGAUUGCACCCAGAACCUUUAUUUAUGGCUUUGAAGAAAAGUCCACAGUUACUGAAACUGUCUCCAUUGCAAAUGAAGAAGCGGUCCAGUUACCUGCGGAAGCUUGGCCUUGGAGAAGGGAAACUGAAGAGAGUGCUGCACAGUUGCCCUGAGGUUUUCACCAUGUGCCAGCGGGACAUUGAUGGUGUUGUGAGGGUCCUCAAGGAGAGGUGCAUGUUCACAGCACAGCAAAUCACUGAGCUUUUACACAGGUGCCCAGGAGUUCUUCAGGCGGACCCCAGUGAACUAGAGUACAAAUUCCAGUAUGCAUAUUUUAGGAUGGGACUUAAGCAUCUGGACAUAGUCAAGAAUGAUUUCUUACAGUAUUCAAUAACCAAGAUCAAGCAGAGACACAUGUACCUGGAACGCCUUGGACGGUACCAAACCCCUGAUAAGAAGGGACAGACACAGAUCCCUAACCCUUUACUGAAGGACAUUCUCAGGGUUUCUGAAGCUGAGUUUUUGGCCAGGACAGCACGUUCCUCUGCCGAGGAGUUUGAGGUUUUUAAAAAGCUCUUGGAUAGAGAAGAAGAGGAAUCUGAGAGCCAUGCAUCGGAGGAAGAGGAGGAGGAGGAGGAGGAGGAAGAUGAAGAGCAGCUGUGAUGGAGGAUGGGACAAAAGGGUCCAGAGAUGCCGGAGAUCAUUCCCGUAUUCUCAAAGCUUUGGGGCGAUCACCUGGAUCUUCGAGCAUUUUUUAAUACUAACACUGGUCAUUUGAUAGAAAAAAGAAAGAAACUGUUAUGAUCCACUGUAGAUGUAGGUACAUCAAACCAAAUAGGAGAUGCUUUGUUGCAAUCUAGUGGCUUCUUUGGAGGCCCACUACAUCCUAAAUAAAGGACUCAGCUGUUAAAAUCCAGGGGAUGCCACCCAUCCAAGUUUGGUAUCUUUUUCUCUGUUGAAAUACGUUGGUGUUAAUUCUGAAAUCGUGUAGAGAAAGAGGUGCUUUCCGGCUCAAGAGUCGCUACGUGUUUCCUUGUGGUAGUAAAGGUAAAAUCAUGAGAAUGUAACAUGAGGGUAGUAUGUCAUAGCACUUUAUUUUAUGAAAACAAGUAGCAGGUUUUCCACAAAAUAGUCAUGUUUUUAAUCCGACAUUUCACGGCCCUCUAACGCGUUCAGUGUACAGCAGAGUGAAAGGCGUUGGUUAGUAAUGUGUUUAGUUUUGCAGUCUUUGGACUAGCAAAACCUUCUUCUCAUCUGUGAGAUGCUGACCCUUCCUGCUUGGGCAAGCUGGCCUUCAUGUGGGUUCCUGGCUAAUAGCCACUUCAAGGCCUGGUUCUUUGGCCCUUUAGCCUGUGCUGCCAUA